Messenger RNA from Drosophila virilis, 3216 nucleotides. It is a transcript of the gene Actn, whose product is annotated as alpha actinin. Gene Ontology annotation, cellular component: Z disc; cell projection; plasma membrane. The record is from RefSeq and is a predicted model, not a curated record. Gene Ontology annotation, molecular function: calcium ion binding; actin filament binding. Gene Ontology annotation, biological process: actin cytoskeleton organization; muscle cell development. NCBI's taxonomy places the organism in Eukaryota, Metazoa, Arthropoda, Insecta, Diptera, Drosophilidae.
AUAAACGCAUCUAUCAAUUGUUUUUCAUCAAUUUGCCAAUGUUUGUAUAUGUGCAUGUGUUUGUGUACAACAAUAUAGUGCGAAAACUGUUUAAACAGUCGGAGCCUCGUACUGUGUGAAAUCAAACAAGUGCGCAUGCAACAACAGCAACUGCACCACCAGCAACUGCACCAAACGAAACAGCCACAAAAUGAUGAUGGAGAACGGUAUCUCCAUGGAGUACGGCGAUGGCUACAUGGAGCAGGAGGAAGAAUGGGAGCGCGAGGGAUUGCUCGAUCCGGCGUGGGAGAAGCAACAGAAGAAGACAUUUACCGCGUGGUGUAACAGUCAUUUGCGCAAAGCUGGCACCGCCAUCGACAACAUCGAGGAGGACUUCCGCAAUGGCCUCAAGCUGAUGCUGCUGCUGGAGGUGAUCUCCGGCGAGACACUGCCCAAGCCCGAUCGCGGCAAGAUGCGUUUCCACAAAAUUGCGAACGUGAACAAGGCGCUGGAUUUCAUCGCGUCGAAGGGUGUGCAUCUGGUGUCGAUUGGCGCCGAGGAGAUCGUCGAUGGCAAUCUGAAAAUGACGCUGGGCAUGAUCUGGACGAUCAUUUUGCGCUUCGCCAUUCAGGACAUCUCCGUCGAGGAGAUGACCGCCAAGGAGGGUCUGCUAUUGUGGUGCCAGCGCAAGACGGCGCCCUACAAGAAUGUCAACGUACAGAACUUCCAUCUGUCCUUCAAGGACGGUCUGGCCUUCUGCGCGCUCAUCCAUCGUCAUCGACCAGAUCUGAUUGACUAUGCCAAGCUAUCCAAAGACAAUCCGUUGGAGAAUCUGAACACUGCCUUCGAUGUUGCUGAGAAAUAUCUAGAUAUUCCAAGGAUGUUGGAUCCAGAUGAUUUAAUCAACACUCCGAAACCGGAUGAACGUGCCAUCAUGACGUACGUCUCCUGCUACUAUCACGCCUUCCAGGGAGCCCAACAGGUUGGAAAUGUGACGCAUGUACCCGAACCCACAAGACAAUACACCUACGUCCCGAAUAAUUACAAUGCGGAAACGGCGGCAAAUCGUAUUUGCAAGGUACUCAAGGUUAACCAGGAGAAUGAGCGCCUCAUGGAGGAGUACGAGCGUCUGGCCAGCGAUCUGCUGGAAUGGAUUCGCCGCACGAUGCCAUGGCUGAACUCACGCCAGGCGGACAACUCGCUGGCCGGAGUACAGAAGAAGCUCGAGGAAUACCGCACGUACCGUCGCAAGCACAAGCCGCCACGUGUUGAGCAGAAAGCAAAACUCGAAACUAACUUUAACACGCUGCAGACGAAGCUGCGUCUGUCGAACCGUCCAGCCUACUUGCCCACCGAGGGCAAGACCGUGUCUGACAUCUCAAAUGCCUGGAAGGGCCUGGAGCUCGCCGAGAAGGCGUUCGAGGAAUGGCUGCUGGCUGAGACCAUGCGCCUGGAGCGUCUCGAACAUUUGGCCCAGAAGUUCAAGCAUAAGGCCGAUGCUCACGAGGACUGGACGCGCGGCAAGGAGGAGAUGCUGCAGUCCCAGGACUUCCGUCAAUGCAAGCUCAACGAGCUGAAGGCCCUCAAGAAGAAGCACGAAGCCUUCGAGUCUGACCUGGCCGCCCAUCAGGAUCGCGUCGAACAAAUUGCCGCCAUUGCCCAGGAGCUGAACACUCUGGAGUACCACGAUUGUGUGUCGGUGAAUGCGCGCUGCCAGCGCAUCUGCGAUCAGUGGGAUCGCUUGGGCGCACUGACCCAGCGUCGUCGGACUGCGCUGGAUGAGGCGGAGCGCAUACUGGAGAAGAUCGACAUCUUGCAUUUGGAGUUUGCGAAGCGUGCGGCGCCGUUUAACAACUGGCUGGAUGGCACACGCGAGGAUCUUGUGGAUAUGUUCAUAGUGCAUACCAUGGAGGAGAUACAGGGCCUGAUCCAGGCGCACGAUCAGUUCAAGGCGACGCUCGGCGAAGCCGACAAGGAGUUCAAUCUGAUUGUGAAUCUGGUGCGCGAGGUCGAGUCGAUUGUUAAACAACACCAGAUACCCGGUGGCCUGGAGAAUCCCUACACCACACUGACCGCCAACGAUAUGACACGCAAAUGGACCGAUGUCCGCCAGCUGGUGCCGCAGCGCGACCAGACGCUGGCCAACGAGCUGCGCAAGCAGCAGAACAACGAGAUGCUGCGCCGCCAGUUCGCUGAAAAGGCCAAUGUGGUCGGUCCCUGGAUCGAGAGGCAGAUGGAUGCCGUGACAGCGAUAGGCAUGGGUCUGCAGGGCUCGCUGGAGGAUCAGCUGCAUCGCCUCAAGGAAUACGAGCAGGCGGUCUAUGCAUACAAGCCGAACAUUGAGGAGCUCGAGAAGAUCCAUCAGGCCGUACAGGAGUCGAUGAUCUUUGAGAAUCGCUACACGAACUAUACGAUGGAAACGCUGCGUGUCGGCUGGGAGCAGCUGCUCACAUCGAUAAAUCGCAACAUUAACGAGGUGGAGAACCAGAUACUGACACGCGACUCCAAGGGCAUUAGCCAGGAGCAGCUGAACGAGUUCCGUUCCAGCUUCAAUCAUUUUGACAAGAAUCGCACCGGCCGCCUCACGCCCGAGGAGUUCAAAUCGUGCCUCGUCUCGCUGGGCUAUUCGAUUGGCAAGGAUCGCCAGGGUGACAUGGACUUCCAGCGCAUACUGGCCGUUGUCGAUCCUAACAGCACCGGCUAUGUUCACUUUGAUGCUUUCCUCGACUUCAUGACCCGCGAGAGCACCGACACCGACACCGCCGAACAAGUCAUUGAUUCAUUCAGAAUCCUGGCCGCCGACAAGCCAUACAUAUUGCCCGAUGAGCUGCGCCGCGAAUUGCCACCAGACCAGGCCGAAUACUGCAUUCAGCGCAUGCCGCCAUAUAAGGGACCCAAUGGUGUGCCCGGCGCCCUGGACUACAUGUCCUUCAGCACAGCUCUCUAUGGCGAGACCGAUUUGUAAACCCCACGAUCAUCCACUCUACACACACACACCAACACACACACACACACACACACACUCAACUCCCACACACACUCAACUCUCACACACACACACACACUCGGCCCUAUGUGCAGCGGGCGACACUUAGCCCCAAACAAAAAGAAAAAAUAUCAUAUAAUAAUUGAUAAACUUUAAAUAAUAAUAAUUUUAAUAAACAUAGAUUUAUUAUUAUGCUACACUCGUAAAGCUUAAAAAAUUCAAGAGAAACGCAAUUAUAAUCUCUUUGCAAA